Messenger RNA from Vombatus ursinus (common wombat), 2143 nucleotides. RefSeq names its product RNA guanine-7 methyltransferase (gene RNMT). The transcript has 11 exons. The record is from RefSeq and is a predicted model, not a curated record. Lineage: Eukaryota; Metazoa; Chordata; Mammalia; Diprotodontia; Vombatidae. Gene Ontology annotation, biological process: 7-methylguanosine mRNA capping. Gene Ontology annotation, molecular function: mRNA 5'-cap (guanine-N7-)-methyltransferase activity. The coding region runs from base 148 to 1581 and encodes 477 amino acids. Gene Ontology annotation, cellular component: nucleus.
UUUCGUCAGGUAAGUGUUACGGCGGAGGUACGGACCUUUUCCAGCUUCAGCGUGCCCAGUACUCUCGCUCUACGCCACUUGGGGACACUUGCCGUCUCGGAGCUUUUAUUUAUGAACUAAAGCUUUAAAUUCAAAUCAUUGAGCAAAAUGGAAAAUUCUGCAAAAACAGAGGAUUGUGAAAAGAUCUUUGUAGAUGAAGAGGUACCUGUGGUUUCCAAAACAGAACUCUCUGUCAGCGUUAAUGAAAUUGAAUCCUCUGGUGGAAAGGACACUGACAGUGUUCUGGAAGGCACACCAAAAAAAAGAAAACUAGAGUUUCAGGAUGAUCCUGAAGUUAAGACUGCCAGUUGUGGAGAGGGCACUCCAUCAAAGACAAGAAAGUUAGAUAAUGAAAUUAUUCGUGAGGAAAGAGCUGCAGCAGGUGAUGAAGAAGGCAUUUCUCGAAUGACAAAGUUAGAAACUGAUGAUAAUCCAAAAGAUGAUACUUCUAGUUGUGGAGAUGGCACUGCUUCAAAAAAGAGAAAAUUGGAAGGUGAAGAUGUUCCUGUAAAAUGCACACAUUUAGAAGAAGGACAUGGCUCAGUGGUAGCUGCUCAUUACAAUGAGCUUCAGGAGGUUGGCUUGGAGAAACGAAGCCAGAGUCGUAUUUUUUACCUUCGAAACUUUAAUAAUUGGAUGAAGAGUGUCCUCAUUGGGGAAUUUUUAGAAAAAGUGCGACAGAAAAAGAAACGUGACAUCACUGUGUUGGACCUGGGAUGUGGGAAAGGUGGAGAUUUGCUCAAGUGGAAAAAGGGCAAAAUUAGCAAACUAGUUUGUACUGAUAUUGCUGAUGUUUCCAUCCAACAGUGUCAGCAGCGCUAUGCUGACAUGAAGAAUCACUGUCGUGACCAUGAGUACAUUUUCAGUGCAGAAUUUGUAACUGCAGACAGCUCAAAGGAGCUCUUGGCAGAUAAAUUUCGUGAUCCAGAGAUGUGCUUUGACAUUUGCAGCUGUCAGUUUGUAUAUCAUUAUUCAUUUGAGACUUAUGAACAGGCUGAUAUGAUGCUCAGAAAUGCUUGUGAGAAACUUUGCCCUGGAGGAUAUUUUAUUGGUACUACACCAAAUAGCUUUGAGCUCAUAAAACGGCUUGAGGCAUCAGAAACAGAAUCAUUUGGAAAUGAAGUCUACACUGUAAGGUUUCAGAAGAAGGGAAAAUAUCCUUUAUUUGGAUGCAAAUAUGAUUUCAACUUGGAAGGCGUUGUGGAUGUUCCAGAAUUUUUGGUUUAUUUUCCUUUGCUUAUUGAAAUGGCAAAGAAGUAUAAUAUGAAACUAGUUUACAAAAAGACAUUUUUGGAAUUCUAUGAAGAAAAGAUCAAGAAUGUUGAAAACAAAGUGCUUCUAAAACGAAUGCAGGCAUUAGAGCCAUAUCCAGCCAAUGAGAAUUCUAAGCUUGCCUCGGGGAAUUUGGGUGAUUAUGAACAUGCUGCAAAGUAUAUGAAAAACAGUCAAGUUAGAUUACCUUUGGGGACCUUAAGUAAAUCCGAAUGGGAAGCUACAAGUAUUUACUUGGUUUUUGCAUUUGAAAAGCAGCCGAGAGCAUAAAACUGAUUUAGUCAAGAAGAGUGGUUUAUCCCACUUUGUACAGAAGUGGAGGAUUCACAGUCAGCGCUAACAGCUUUGUUUUAAUUUUUUUCUUUCCUUUUUAAAAAAAAAAUUUUCUCUUUCUUUUAAAAAAAAAUUGAUGUGAACAUGUAGGACCUUGCCAAGAACUAGUGCAAAGACAUGUGUCUGCCCUCCAGCUCCUGACUCUGGCAGAUAAAUUUUUGUGUGUGAAUUAAAAAAAAAAACAAGCUUGAACAUUCAUCUCUUUAAAACAGUUUGCUUUCAGAAAUGGUCAGGGAAAAUAACCUAUUUGACUUUUCACUGAUCGGUAGCCUUCAAAAGUUAUGUUACAGUACAACUUGUUAUUAAGGCAGCUGAGCCAUUACCGCGAUGCCCCAAUUUGCUCAGUAAUGUUUACAGUAUUAAAUUUUGAGACUGUAGGAUGUGGGGCAAGAAAUUUUAAGUUGUAAGUGUGUGCACGCACAUGUGUGUGCUUGCUUAUGUGUAGUCUUGUUAUGUUGUUUUCAACAUUAAAUGGUUUUGCAUUCUGUACAGUUUUGAA